This is a messenger RNA of Trachymyrmex septentrionalis, 1805 nucleotides long. RefSeq names its product synaptic vesicle glycoprotein 2B. Gene Ontology annotation, cellular component: membrane. Gene Ontology annotation, biological process: transmembrane transport. The transcript has 10 exons. The record is from RefSeq and is a predicted model, not a curated record. Gene Ontology annotation, molecular function: transmembrane transporter activity. Lineage: Eukaryota; Metazoa; Arthropoda; Insecta; Hymenoptera; Formicidae. Bases 171 to 1778 code for a protein of 535 amino acids.
ACGUUGAUCUAUCGUCAUCAACGAGUGACGCCGUGACGGUCUAAGGGAGGCCACCGGCGUUUCUGUACCACCCACGAUCGACAGUCGCAGAUUAGGCUUCUUCGUAACCGACUUGACUGCCGUAGCUGCUUCUGGUCCUGGAAAUUUUUCAGGCGCAUCUCCACUGCACCAUGGUCAGCCGCAUCUCCACCAUUUCUCUUUCUAUAGAGAAGGAGACUAAGGAUCAUGGCACCAAGGAAGAUACCGCAGAUUUUGAGAAAGCCAUGGAAAUAUGCGGUAAUGGAAGAUAUCAAUAUACUUUCCUGCUGGUUUGCGGCGUGAUAUUCAUCUGCGUCGGCUGUCAAUUUGGGGCGAGCGCGUAUAUCCUACCGUCAGCCGAAUGUGAUCUAAACAUGAAAUCCGAAGAGAAAGGACUGUUAAAUGUCGCCUUUCUUGCAGGCUCGGUGUUCAGCGCACUUUUCUGGGGAGUCUUCGCAGGUGCCUAUGGAAGAAGAAAUAUUCUGCUGAUAACUCUCUUCGGCGACAGUAUCGUUACGCUGAUCACGAGUUUCUUGCAAAAUUUUGAGCUGCUGCUAGCGUUCAGAGUUAUAAGCGGAUUCUUAAUGGGCGGACCCGGUUCCUUGGUAUAUAUGUAUCUCGGCGAGUCCCACGCGGAAAAAUAUAGAGCGAAGAGCAUCUGUUACCUAGGCUUUUUCUUCACUCUAGCUUGGUUAAUAUUACCUGGUUUAGCGUGGAUAAUAAUACCAUUGCCGAUAUCCUUCAAUUUUUACGGUAUUCAGUAUAAUUCUUGGAGAUUAUUCCUUGGCGCUAUCAGCAUACCAACUUUCAUUAUUGCCGUAAUAAUUUUAACGUAUCCGGAAAGUCCAAAAUUUCUGGUGUCGCAAGGCAAGACUGACGAAGCUCUCGCGAUUCUUCAAACAAUUUAUGCGGUGAAUACAGGACGUGAUAAGAACGAGUUUCCGGUGAAGGAACUCCUCUCCGAUGCCGUGUUCGAAGUAGAAAAGGACAAGGCGCCAUUGUCUUCUUCGUCGGACAUGCUGAUGAAAUUGUUAAAAAAUAUUUGGUGGCAAUUGCGCACAACUGCAACGCCACCUAUCUUAAAGUACGCUUCUCUCUUGUGGCUAAUUUAUUUCACGAAUAUGUUUGGGUACUACGCUUUUAAUCUCUGGCAACCGGAAUUGUUCAAUCGCUUCGAGAACUAUCAUCAAUCGCAUCCGAAUGUAUCGGUGACGGUCUGUGAACUAAUACAUGAGUCGCAGACAUUAAAUCAGACUGUUCCAGAGGAAUCGCUCCCGCUUUUAACGAGCAAAGGCACUAUGGAAUGCAAGCCGCACGUAGAUGAACGGGUGUUCAUUAAUUCUCUGAUAAUCAACGCCGUUUGCUUGUUCGGCAAUGUCGCCUCUGGAUAUCUAGCAAAUAGAGUUGGUCGUCGAACAAUGCCAGUGACCACAAUGAUGGUAGCUGGCAUCGCUAGCUUCGCUAUGUACUUUGUGAGAUCCUCGCUGCAGAUCCUUAUAACUGCCUGCGUGUUCACUCUGAUGGCAGCCACGGCAAAUUUCGUGACUGUCAGCGUUGCGGUCGACAUCUUUCCUACGCACGUGUCCGCCGCCGCGGUGUCCAUGAUGGUGUGCUUGGGAAGGUUCGGCGCGGUGACGAGUAAUCUCGCGUUCGGUAUGCUGCUGGAUCUUAGCUGCGAGAUCCCUAUAUUCCUGGUGGCUGGUAUCACCACAUUUGGCGGAUUGUUAUGCUUCCUGAUACCGAGUAACGAAAAGAAAUAAAUGUCGACGUUCGUGGAAGAAACAGAC